Messenger RNA from Papaver somniferum (opium poppy), 2016 nucleotides. Its product is annotated as probable beta-1,3-galactosyltransferase 2. Gene Ontology annotation, cellular component: Golgi membrane. Gene Ontology annotation, molecular function: hexosyltransferase activity. Bases 246 to 1466 code for a protein of 406 amino acids. The transcript has 12 exons. The record is from RefSeq and is a predicted model, not a curated record. NCBI's taxonomy places the organism in Eukaryota, Viridiplantae, Streptophyta, Magnoliopsida, Ranunculales, Papaveraceae.
AAAUUGAAAUUGAGAGUGAGAGCAGUUGGGUUGUGUCUUAUCACUUGUUGUAUACACACCACCCUUCGCUGUCAGGCAGAAGGAAUUUCGAUUUCUAUACUACUUUCUCUGUCUCUCUCUUCUUGUGUUCUUUGUUAAUUCAACUUGAUUUCUCAUCUCUUUUCUGUGUCUAUCUCAAUUGAAUCAUGAUGGGUUUUUCAGUGAGAAGUUUAUAAGAUUGAAUUUUGAGAAGAGAGGGGUAGAAAAUGUCUUACAAAAGUAGAGGAAGUGGAGGAAUUGAGUUGCCUUCAAGAAGUUCUGUUUCUAAGAAAUGGACUCUUUUUCUUUGUCUUUGCUGUUUUUUAGCUGGAAUGUUCUUCACUAACAGGAUGUGGGAUAUUCCUGACGGAGAUGGAACUACAUCGACAGUGAGUACGAUGGACACAAAGAUUAAUCAGGAUUCAGAUGGUUGCAUAACAAAGCUUAGGGAUUUGAAGCGGGAACCACGGGAUAAUCUAGGGGAGGACAGUAAUGAUGCUGUACAGGCAUUGGAUAACACGAUUUCAAAUCUGGAGAUGGAAAUAGCUGUCGCGAGGGCAACACAAGAGUCUGUACUCAAUGGGUCUCCUGUAUCAGAAGGUCUGAAUGAUAUCGAAUCAACUGGGAAAAGAAAAUAUUUAAUGGUUAUCGGAAUAAAUACUGCUUUUAGUAGCAGAAAAAGGAGAGAUUCAGUUCGUGCUACGUGGAUGCCAUAUGGUGAUAAAAGAAAGCGCCUGGAGGAAGAGAAGGGUAUCAUUAUUCGCUUUGUUAUUGGCCACAGCUCCACUUAUGGUGGUAUCCUGGACAAAGCUAUGGAGGCAGAGGAGAGAAAACAUGGGGACUUCCUUAGGCUGGAUCAUGUUGAAGGGUACCUUGAGUUAUCUGCUAAGACGAAAAUUUAUUUUGCUACUGCUUUUUCUAUGUGGGAUGCAGAGUUUUACAUCAAGGUCGAUGAUGAUGUGCACGUAAAUAUAGGAACACUUGGAACAACGUUAGCUAUGCAUCAGUCAAAGAAACGGGUGUACAUUGGGUGCAUGAAAUCCGGCCCGGUCCUCGCACACAAGGGAGUCAGAUACCAUGAACCUGAGUACUGGAAAUUUGGCGAGGAAGGCAACAAAUAUUUCCGCCAUGCUACUGGUCAGUUAUAUGCAAUCUCGAAUGGUUUGGCCAGAUAUAUAUCCAUUAACCGACACUUGCUACACAAGUACGCAAAUGAAGAUGUUUCAUUGGGAGCUUGGUUUAUUGGUUUAGAUGUGGAGCACAUUGAUGAUCGCAGGCUCUGUUGUGGUACCCCUCCAGAUUGUGAGUGGAAGGCUCAAGCAGGCAAUCUUUGCGUUGCUUCUUUCGACUGGAGCUGUAGUGGGAUUUGUAGAUCUCAUGACAGGAUCAAGGAAGUUCACCGGCGGUGUGGGGAAGACCAAGGAAUUCAAGUCCAUUACAUUGAUUGAUCAUAACAGAGAACACACAGUAAAAGGUCUGGAGACUGGGAGGUUCUUCUCCCCACCAGUGUUGAUAGAGAGUAACUGAAACCGCACCUGCUUUGCAAGUGAGUCAGCCAAUUUAUUACACAUAUGACCAACUAGGAUACAAUUUGAAGUGUUUGUUAUACAUUGAAGUAGAGGUAGAUAUUGCCAAGGGUCAGACAAGGUUUUGUAGUUGAUAACUUCAGUAAGAGCUAACGAAACUUUUAGCUGCUUCAAGGAUAGCCGAAGACUGAGCUUGACGUACAUGUUGAGUUCAUUUUGAGAUUUUUAUCCCCUUAAGCAUCUCUUGUUAGCAGACCAAUACUAACUCAUAUCGAUUUUGAGGUAUCCGGGUGGAGGUGGUGGUAACUCAGGAAUAAAUGUAGGUGCCAGAAAACAACGUGUGGAAGAGAAAAAGUUAAGGAGAUGAAAGCCAGUGGUAUCGAACAAGAACAAAAAUGAUGUUUUACUUUGAAUAUUCUGAUGGAACAAUAUUCCAUCUUACUAUUUAUAACCUGAAACUUUUUAUCGUCUU